CCAGACUCCGAGCGCCGUCCGGGGCCACGUGCUGCACGCCCGCGGCUUGCUUCUCGCCCUGAGCCGCCUCUGAGCCCUCUCCCCCCUGACAAAAUGCCGCUCCACUCUUCACCGGGUCACUCAAAGCCCCUUCUGGCCAACGGGCGAUGACCAGACUGGGGUCCUGCCCUCAGAGCAGGUUGCUGGUCCCCUGGUUUUAAGAAGUUGCUUUCUGUCCCCUCCAAGGUGCCCACGCCAUCCCUUGUGCGUUCCUCCAAUGCGUCCCAACGAGGCGUGUCCUCUGCCUCCCACAGCCCCCGGCAGUCAGGACCCGCGUCUAACCAGGGCUGCAGCUGCACCUGCCUCCCCACGUUCAUGCCACCGCCCACCGCCCCUCAUGGUGGGUGGCUGCUUCUGAAAUGCUACUCCACCGUGUCACCUCCCACCCCGACACCUUCCCACGGCUGGCACCGGACGCCCCUAGGAAGGAAGACCCUGUGAGGUCUCGGCUGGCACCGCACCCCUGGGCUGGUGCCGGCCUCCCCACGUCCCUGGGAUGCGCCUGGACGACGCCCAUCCUAUCCUCCCCGUUUGGUCCUUCAUGGCCGGGUCCAAGAAUCCUGCAGAUUCAGCCCAUGCAGGCCUCCCUUGACUGGAGGAAGGCACCCUCAGACCUAAUUAACCACCUGUCAGUCUCAUUCCACACCACCCUUUCCCUGGCACUAACUUAAUCACAGGCAUUCCCUGCCACCGUAAUGAUUAAAUUAGUCGAUCAGCGCGCCCGGGCUGCGUGCACCGCCCACUUGACAGGCAGCAGACUAUCCAAUGAUCGUUCCAAGUCAGGCCAGGCCCAGCCCAUCCUAGCUCCGCCCAUCCUGGCUCCGUCCAGCCUUGUCCUGCCCCCUACUCCACUCUCAUCCAAUCAGGUGCCAGCUGGCAGUGGGGGUCUCCUAUAAAAGGACUGGGCGCCGACUAGCGAGCACAUUACUGCCGAGCGCCUUGAUCCUGCAUCGUGCAGAGCCUCCAGACGCCUCCAGACCCUAACCCUCAGGCCCCUGCUCCUGGACGGGUCGCCUGGUUUCCAGACUCCAGAGCCCACUGCGAAGAGCUCCAGGCCAGGGAGAUCAGACGCCUCAUGGAGGAGCAGAGACCCCCAAAGCGACUGUGCUCAACAGCCCCUAGUCAAGCCAAAGACAGGCGCUCCAGGGAGCCAGAAUGCCCUGGUGUGCAGCAUGAAGUCCCCAUGGAAGCAGGUGGCCCUGCAGAGCCCUGCCCACCUGCCAAACCCAUCGCUUAUGUGAGACCCAUGAGAUGUGUGAUCCCGCCCAGAGAGUCAGCCCGUUCUUCAGAGAGAGGCCGCCCUAGAGGGAGGAUCCGGCAGCGAGCAGACAGAGGCCCCCGCCACAGGCAGGAAGGCUACCGUCAGGCCCCUGAGCCCCGGGAGUGGCCAGGACACUUGCUGGGAUCAGAUUUGCAAAUACAGCUCAACAACCAUGAAGAGCCAGACCACCAUGUGGAACCAGAAGCCAGGCAGCCCCUGCCCUUCCACUCCACCGGAGCAGCUGUAAUGAAUGGAGAAGCACCCCUCGGCCCCAGGCCCAGCAUGGUGCAACUGGAGCUGAACCUGCAGGAUCUGCCCUGGGCCUCUGUCUCCUGGGUGGCCGUCCAGCAGCCAGCUUCAGUCAUCCAUCCCCAUGUGGCUUUCAGUCCCCAGGCUGGCUCUGCGUGGGGCUUCCUGCAGACCCUCUCUGGUACCUACUCCUACAGGGUCCCAGUGUUCGGCACCCACACGGUUCCCUGACCUGCCACUUGCUGCAGCCUCCCUCUCUCCAAAGCCCACAAUUGCUUCCCUCAACCCUCAAGGGGGCCCCAUUUCUGGGCCCUGCUCUCCGCCCACACCAGCCAGAGCCUCUACCACCUAUUGGCAGACUGAGCCUCCAAGCUCUCUUCCUGAUAGCCUGGCAGUGGCUUGUCUGCUCCCAACGCCCCACUUACCCUAGCUUUUCAUGUCUUCUCAAAGAUACACAGGCCAAGUUCUCUGUGCUUGGUCAAUCAGCAGGGUCCCCAAGGCCACCAACACUGUCCCACUCCCCAGAUGUACACCCACUGCAUGUCUGAGACAAAAGUGGUAAAGGGCACCAAAGAAAUAAAACUAA
Tupaia belangeri chinensis (Chinese tree shrew) is the source of this 2135-nucleotide messenger RNA. It is a transcript of the gene PRR20G, whose product is annotated as proline rich 20G. The coding region runs from base 1115 to 1780 and encodes 221 amino acids. The transcript has 3 exons. NCBI's taxonomy places the organism in Eukaryota, Metazoa, Chordata, Mammalia, Scandentia, Tupaiidae. The record is from RefSeq and is a predicted model, not a curated record.